This is a messenger RNA of Monascus purpureus, 1137 nucleotides long. The record is from the annotation of a GenBank genome assembly. Lineage: Eukaryota; Fungi; Ascomycota; Eurotiomycetes; Eurotiales; Aspergillaceae.
AUGUUGUCUGAUCCAGAGAUUUUGAUCCACACGACAGCCAGCUUGCUAUCAUCCAGCUGCACCCUGCAGGAGCCCGCGCAAUCGCUAGCAGAAGCGAAGCCCACGCAUCCAGAGCCACGUCAUGAGUCGCAGCCGCCGGAACAGCCCAAUAAUCUCGCGCACACAACAUCUCUGGAUACAUCGCCGACAUUCUGUACCUCUGAACCGCAUACAUUCGCGCCUCACGAACCCAACCAUGAUUCAACGCAUACCACUAUACAAGCCUCCGCACAGAAUUCAUCCGUACCAAAUCAAGAACGUUCGGAGACUUCUCGAACAAGUUCAGUCCCGAUUCAUAGCCCCAAACCUGGCGGAGCCACCUUAGGAAACGAAAGUAUGGACUUCGGAGAAGCAGAGUGUGCCAGCUCGUGCCCACUAGGAGAAUUAUCAAAAAGAAAGAGAAGUCCAUCAGCACACUUGUCCUGUCCGCCCACUCCGCUGGUUGUGGUUCCAGCUCCGUCCUCUCCUUCUUUAUUGCGCGAAAGAUUUCCGCAGAACUCGAAAGGGAUGGUCGAAGAUCUCGAUGAAUCGGACUCAGCUCCUUCUGACGACGAGAAUGAUGCAGACUACCUGGAUCAGUCCAUGACAGAGGACGCCAACGAAAGCUUGCACUCAUCCAAGCGACGUCGUAGAAGUCCAAGCGACGCUUCGUCAGCCUCUCGAGGAGUACCUACAAAGUUAUCCUUGGAGUCCCCAUCUGCUGAACAGCCCGAGUCACCACAAGAGAAUAUGAGUUCAGAGACUGAAUCAAUUCCUAUCCAAGGUUUCCUCCGAUUACGCACUAAGGGAACCGAAGUCAUCUACACUUUGGAGGUCUCACAGACGCAUUUUUCGUCAUUUUUCGCAGACAAGCAGAUGGAAUCUCCUCGACCACAUCCGCGGACAGUUUAUCCCACGACGAGGGCCCCAUAUUCGCCUGAGGAGGAUGCAUUCAUUAUUGACUUGAAGGCUCAAAAGCUCAGCUGGGACGAGAUCGAGGAUCAAUUUGCAGAACGAUUUCCAUACCGGAAAAAGACAUCGCUACAGGUGCGUUAUUGUACUAAGUUGAAGCCCUUGACGAAAGAAAGUAGAAAACGACGAGUCAAGAGUUGUCGGUAG